UUCCGACGAGGAAACAUGGCGGCGGCCGUUCAGGACUCACGUGUGAGCGCGGGGAAAAAGCUGAAAAAUUCCCUAAAGAAGAAGAAGAAGAUGAAAAUGAUAGCCAAGGCCGCAGCAUCGGAGCUGGAAGAGGAGGACAAAGGCGCUGCCGAGCGUGGAGGUUCUGUAGGAAGCUGUAGAUUGGAAAAGGAUCGCUUUUCUUCUGACGAUGAAGCAAUAGAAGCUGACAAUGAAGAUGAAACUGAACCCUGUGGCAGUGAAAAUGAAAAUGCUGCAGAAGCUAGUGCUGGAACUAAUAUGGGCUGGGCAGAUGCCAUGGCUAAAAUCCUUAACAAAAAAACUCCUAGAACUAAGCCCACCAUUCUGGUCAAAAACAAAGAGCUGGAAAAGGAAAAAGAGAAGUUAAAGCAAGAGAGACUAGAGAGAAGAAAGCAGCUUGAUAAGAAGCGGGAAUGGGAAAUGAUGUGCAGAGUAAAGCCAGAUGUUGUCAAAGACAAAGAAACAGAGAGAAAUCUUCAGAGAAUUGCAACGAGGGGUGUGGUGCAAUUAUUUAAUGCUGUUCAGAAGCAUCAAAAGAACGUUGACGAAAAGGUUAAAGAAGCUGGAAGCUCUAUUAGAAAGCGUGCUAAGUUGAUAUCAACUGUUUCCAAGAAGGAUUUCAUCAGCGUUCUGAGAGGGAUGGAUGGAAGUACAAAUGAGAAAAGUUUGACUGGAAAGAACUCAAAAGCCAAACAGACUGAAAAAGCAGAAGAGGGCCCAGGCUGGACGAUCCUACGUGAUGAUUUCAUGAUGGGAGCAUCCAUGAAAGACUGGGACAGAGAAAGUGAUGGACCAGAUAACAGCAGACCAGGAUCUGGAAGUGACUCUGACAUAUAAAGCUAUAUAGGAAACACAAUUUACAGUCAUUUUAUUUUUCUUAGAAAAAUGCAUCAUGCUCUGAAAGUUGGGGAAUUAUAAGGAUACCGUUUGUGAGAAAACCAAAAGACUUUUACUAUUACCAACUUUGGUAUUUCCCUUUUUCAUGUAAACUUUGUUAAAAUUAUAUUUCAAAUAUAAUUUUAAGCGUUGUUCCUCAAAACAUUUGUAAAAAGAAAUAUUUCUGCUUGGCCAUCAAGAUAUGCGUUUUGCCAGGUUCAUUAUAGGUUUACAUAUUGGUCAUGGAUAUUGGUAUUUUGUUUCAGUAUCACCAUUGUUUCUAGAAAUGCCAUACCAGUACGGUUCGUAAUUAAAAUGAACUCCUUGAAGUUAACGUUUUUCAGCUUUCCAGCUUAUAGACCUAUGUAUAUGUAUUUUUUGGGAGGAAGGGUUGUGUUUGUUUUGGUGAGCUACUGAGAAAAACUAUGUAGUAAAAUUUAAAAUUUUAGCAUUUCUGAUUUCGGGUGAUGAUUUUACUUUCAGACAUUCUGGCAAAUAUGAUUUAAGAAACAUACUAAAUCUCUACUUUUAUAUUAUUUCCUUUUAUAUGCUAAGUAAUACAUAUAAAUAAUGACUUAGAUUUUUUUUAAGUGUUGUUUUUGUGUGAGAGAUUUACUGAGGUGGAAAUUCUCAUGUUUAACUUAUGCAAUGAGGCAUAAUUUCUUACGAAGCAUAUUUGACAUUUUAAUCCCUCUUUUUUUUCCCCUCAAUCUUUAAGUUAGCUUAAAUUCUCUUUUGUGGACUGACUGACCAGUGGAAAAUGGUAGUGUUAGACAAGAGGGAGUCAGCGUCAGAAUACCGCAUCUGAUUUGAGAUUUGGCCCUUUCCUUGUUGCCUUAAAGAUUAUUGAAUUGAGUGGCUCUUAGUAUCUAGCAGUUAGACAAAAAGAGAAGAGAAAGUAAGACUGUUUAAUAUCAUUCCAAAAUUUCUGUGAAACUGUGCCUAAGAUCUAAAGUUUGUAAGUUUCCCUCUUUCCAUAAUAAAAAUAGUUCCCUCCUACCACCCACUUGCACAUACUUGCAUCUGUUAUAUAUCGAAGGAUAAUCCUCCCCCCAAAAUAUGCUAGAGCAGAGGUGUUUAUAUUUGCAAACCCAUUUGAGUGUUACAGGUAUUACAUAACUGAAGUUAAAUUAGUCCAUAGCCUGGUAUUUGUUAUCAUAAAGGAAAGUAUACACCUAAGAUACCAGGUGAUUAAACCAGCAAAGCUGAAAAUGCAUUUUUGUAUUUGUCCCAACAUUUGAACUUUAGUGUCUUCUUAAAUUACAGAACUGCCAUUUUGUCAGUGUAAUAUAAAUAAACGUGAACAAAUAUUCCUUAAGAGUAACACAAGAGUGCUAAAUAUCCCAAUAUAUCUUAACACAGAUAAAUAUUUUAAUAUAACACAGAUAAUUUUGAAAAAGAGUUAUUUGCAGCAUCUAAAAACUUUUUCCUCCCCAGAAUUAAAGAUUAUACUUUACUUUUUGCUGUUAAUCUGUUUCUGGAUCAUACUAAAGCUUUGCAGAAGUUCUUCUGAAUAGUACAUCCAGGUGAUAGAAAUGGGUAAAUAACUCCUCAUAUACUAAAAAGUUGUCUUGAAACAUAUGCUCAUUGUGUGGUCCUUGGAAAAGGAAAGUUUAAAGGAAAAUUUAGCAAGAUUUUCAAACUGAAAGGAAGGAAGGGAAUCUUGGCAGAUUUUCUUUUUUCAGAAAUUAUUUUAUUUCAAAAUAAAAUUGAGUUGCCACUAUGAGAAAAAAAAAUGUAUCACUUAUGUUAGAAGACUUUAAAGCAUAUAUAAAUUACAUGAAAUAAUUUUUAUCAUAAAGAUCGGAUUUUUUUAUGUGUUAGUAUUUCUGCAUCUUGGCUGUAAAAUAUUUAAGCAAAAUACCACCAUAUAUGAAUAUGAAUCUAAAGGUGAGCAUAUUAUUUUAGAAACUAAGGGUGUAUCUUCAGAUGAAUGUUUUAAAUAAUCUAGCUCUGUCACUUCUACUCUAAGUAUUUUACCUACAACAUUUAAAUUUUUCUGACAUCAGUCAGAUAAAUAAUUCUGUGUCUGUACCAUCUUCCUA
Molecule: messenger RNA, 2960 nt
Organism: Diceros bicornis minor
Lineage: Eukaryota; Metazoa; Chordata; Mammalia; Perissodactyla; Rhinocerotidae
Gene: RRP15
Product: ribosomal RNA processing 15 homolog
Exons: 5
Coding region: 16-876 (286 amino acids)
Biological process (GO): maturation of LSU-rRNA; maturation of 5.8S rRNA
Cellular component (GO): preribosome, large subunit precursor
Source: RefSeq, a predicted model, not a curated record